UUUACAACGCCACCAGCCACACAGCUCUGCAAGAUUGCAAACUCUCUCUCGAUUCUGAAAACCAAUUAUUAAAAGAGAAAAAUUAAAAAAAAAAGAUUAGAAUCGAAACCCCUUUUUCCAAUUUCUACGAAAGAUUUAAUGACGGGUGGACAGUGUGCGGAUUGAGUAGAGCGAUUAUCAUGUGCACCGGUUCGGGUUCGGGUUCGGGUUCGGACUCGGACUCAGGCUCAAACGGGUGGAGCAAAGCCCCGGGUGUGGUGCUGAAGGCUCUGGUGUUAGUCGGAGGCGCGUUGCUGCUGAAGCGGCUUACCAAGUCGACCACUCGCUGGGACCACACCCGCAUCGUCGCCGACUCACUCGCCGGCGAGAAGUUUUCCAAGGAGCAAGCUUCCAGGGACCCGGACAAUUAUUUCAAUAUGAGAUGGCUUUCGUGUCCAGCAGCCGAAAUGGUCGACGGUUCAAGGGUUUUGUACUUUGAACAGGCGUUCUGGAGAACUCCGCACAAACCUUUCCGACAGCGAUUUUUCAUGGUAAAGCCUUGUUCGAAGGAGAUGAAGUGUGAUGUCGAGCUAAGUACGCACGCAAUUCGAGAUUCAGAGGAGUACAAGAACUUUUGUGAUCGAUCGAAGGACCAAAGGCCACAGCCUGAAGAAGUUAUUGGGGACAUUGCCGAGCAUUUGACCACCAUUUAUCUCAAGCGAUGCGAUCGAGGGAAGCGUUGUUUAUACGAAGGCUCGACUCCUGCAGAUGGUUUUUCUAAUGCAUGGAACGGAGCAUCGUAUUGUACAUCCGAUCUUACUGUUUUGAAGAACAGCGAAAUACACACAUGGGAUAGAGGCUACGAUGACAAUGGAAAUCAAGUUUGGGGCGUAAAGGAUGGUCCGUACGAGUUUAAAUCCGCUCCAGGCUCGAGUUUUAGUGAUCCCUUUUCAUCUUUAACUUUCCCUCCACAAUUCAUCGAGAAACGGAUCGAGGGUUCGUUUGUUCUCCAAGAAUGAUUUCUUCUUUCGUUCAUUGUAUUAUGUAAAUCCUAGUGUCACGUUUUGAGAUACCUUAGUAGUAUACAAUGCUUCUUUUAUUCUUUUCGUUCUAUAGCAUACGUGUAUUUUCUC
Messenger RNA from Erythranthe guttata (spotted monkey flower), 1112 nucleotides. RefSeq names its product crumpled leaf (gene CRL). The record is from RefSeq and is a predicted model, not a curated record. Gene Ontology annotation, molecular function: lyase activity. Gene Ontology annotation, biological process: protein-phycocyanobilin linkage. NCBI's taxonomy places the organism in Eukaryota, Viridiplantae, Streptophyta, Magnoliopsida, Lamiales, Phrymaceae.